Molecule: messenger RNA, 11159 nt
Organism: Topomyia yanbarensis
Lineage: Eukaryota; Metazoa; Arthropoda; Insecta; Diptera; Culicidae
Gene: Poxm
Product: paired box protein Pax-1
Exons: 2
Coding region: 1042-1911 (289 amino acids)
Biological process (GO): anatomical structure development; regulation of transcription by RNA polymerase II
Molecular function (GO): RNA polymerase II cis-regulatory region sequence-specific DNA binding; DNA-binding transcription factor activity, RNA polymerase II-specific
Source: RefSeq, a predicted model, not a curated record
UGUGCCAUGAACGGACUGAUAGCCCAAACGCGGAAAGUUCUUGUUGCUGGUUGUCCCGUGCUCGUCGUUUCGUCGUCAUUCGCGCUUAGUGUGUUGCGUUCCGACGCCGUGUGAAUCUAGUUUUUUUUUCGCGAAGAAAAAAAAUAUACGAAUCGUUAUUUCCGUGUGAGACGAGCUCUUGGUUUGAUGUGCCGGUUUAUGUCAACUGUCACUGUUACGGUACGGUUGACCGGAGCUCGGUACCCGUUCGAGAACUGGCCAGUGGUAGAAGGAGUGCGCGUGUGUUCUGUGUUGUCGUAGAAAGAAGCAACCCAGUGGAGCAGCAAAAGUCAAUCCCUUCCUUCCUGUUGCAGGGGGAUCCUUUCCCGGGUCGUGGUCCAGUGAUUAUGUGCUCGUAAAAGUGGUCAUCCAUGGUAGCACUCAGCAGUAAACAGUCGAUUUUCGGGAUCAAUGUCGCUGUGGAUGAGAGAAGAUGAGACGUUACUACUGGUAAGGAUAACCGUCAGCCAUUAGACUUUUGGAUCAUCAGAUGUGUAUCAGAAAUCAAAGCAAGCGAAAUACCUCAUAUUCAGAAAAAAAUUUAAAUAAAUCGUAGCAAUCGUGGAGUGAACACUCAACACACCUAACUAAAUCUAGGGAAAGUGCCUUACAGUACCGAAAAGCAGGAAUACACAAGAUUUUAACAACAACAACAACAGAUCAACCGAUAGUACAAAACUAUAUCGAAAAUCUUUGAAUAAUAAACAUAAACUCAGUAGUGAAUAGUGUGUGUCUGUGUGUGGACAAGCGCACUGCUAGGUGGAUUAACCAUUGCUAGUAAUCGAUCAAAAGCCAGCAAAGUUGGAGCCGACAGCGAGAUUCAUCGGUACCGAUUUGUUGCCCAAGUUUAGCAACAAAUCUUUGGGCCUCGUUGGCCCACCACCUCCACCACUACCAUCAACAGUUCAGCUUUUUCUGCCGCCGCAGCCGCUGCCGCCGCCGAAGCAGACACCGCCUUCGCAAGCGCAAUCGGAGGACACGCGAAAGGCAACCACCAUCAAGAUGGAACCAGAAAACCAAGCCCAACAGUACGGCGAAGUGAACCAACUCGGCGGCGUGUUCGUCAACGGACGCCCGCUCCCCAACAGCACCCGGAUGCGGAUCGUCGAACUGGCCCGACUUGGCAUUCGACCCUGUGACAUCUCCCGCCAGCUUCGCGUCAGCCACGGUUGUGUGUCGAAAAUCCUCGCCCGCUACCACGAAACCGGUUCGAUACUACCCGGAGCCAUCGGAGGAUCAAAACCCCGCGUAACCACCCCCAAAGUGGUAACCUACAUCCGCGAGCUAAAACAGAAAGAUCCCGGCAUAUUCGCGUGGGAAAUCCGCGACCGGUUGCUGUCGGAUGGCGUAUGCGACAAAAACAACGUGCCUAGCGUCAGUUCCAUCUCGCGGAUCCUGCGGAACAAGCUGGGGAACAUCACGCACCAUCACAGCGGCAGCCAUACCCCGCACACAACCCACCUGUACAACUCGAUCUAUCCCUCCUACCCGUACACGACCAACUCGCUCAAAUCGGAACUGUCCUGCGGCGGAAGCCCGUCACCUCCGACGGGGGUAACCCCGAUGCGAUCACCCCACCACCACCAUCACUGCUGGCCCUCGUCCCACUCGGUAACGGACAUCCUGGCGAACGUACACCACCAGGCAGCGGUAGCUGCCCUGCGGAACGGCGGUAACCCUGGAUCACAGUGCCACACAACGCCACCGCCUCCCUCGCUUGGGUCCGUCGUACCGAACAUGGCCGGCAAUAUGCAGCACCAGAUGCAGGACACUUCCCACCACCAGACGCCCCCCAACUCGUACAAUUACUACAUGUAUCUGCAGAGCGGUGGGAUGCACCACGGGGGGCUUGCCAGUGCCAGCGGUUUAUAGGAGGGGUCGCCAUGGCCUCCCAUGAUGGCUACCCAGACCAGUGUGCUAUUCUAAGAGGGGCGAGCGCGUACGCACGCGAGCGAGUAAGGCGUCGGUGUCAGGGAGGCAAACCGGGCUGCUGCUCGUCGGAUUAGGUGUAGAUAAGCGAUUUGUUUUUUAAAUUUCUUGUGUUUUUGUGUGGGCGAAUCGGGAGGUGUAGUUCGAGCGAUUGUUUGGGAAGGUAGCUGGCGGGAAUGGGCUGCUGAAAAAAAGUGUGUGAGAGAUUGAAUGAGUAUUUUAGCGAGCUAAGUGAGACGAAAUGAAAAGCCAGUGCAAUAUAUGAACAUAAUGUCCAGUUGUUUGAACUGAUAUUGAUUCAGUAGCUACUUUUUGUUUUUUUUUUAGAUUUUUCUAAGUUAGCUGGAAUAAUUGGUCUUGGCGACAUAGCGAACAAAGCGUGCCGUGGGCAUCUCUAUUGUUACAGUAAGCAGUUGACGUUUGAGGGUUUCUCUUUCUUGCAAUUUUUGUUUCACUGAUUUUCAGUAAAGCCCAUAAUUUUGCCGACAAUCAGCAAGUCAAUAGAAUUUGAUAGCUGAAACAAUCAAGGAUAGAAUGGCAAUUUUGCCGAGUUUCAGCAAAUCAAACUGAUAGUUUGGCAAAUUUUGACAGUUUUGAAUUGCUGUAAUUUCAGCUGAAUAUUUUUGGAUUUGAUGGAAGUAUUGCUCGGCAAAAUCCAGCAACAUUUUGCUGAUAUUCGGCAAUCAAAAUUUAGUGUGUACGGAUAGCAACUACAGUCGGAAUCGAUAUCUUUCAUGUUGAUUUUAAAACUCAAGCUUUUUUUUAUAGAUUUUAAUCCCCAAUUAAUUUACCUAAAAACUGACAAGUUCAGCCUAAAUUCUCUGGUUGGUAUGCGAUUUUUUUCACCAUUUUAAAAUUUUUCUUACGGGAACCAAGUUGAAAUAUUUUAAAAAAUAAAAAUACGGCUUAACGUCCUCGAUGCUUUGGAUUCAUUAAAAAUUAUUUAUUUAAAUCUAAACUGUGACAUUAAAAAAUUUGAUUUUUGCAUGAGAGACAAUAAUUAUACUUAAAAAAUUCACAUCCAUAAUUUUAAAAAAAUGCUAGAUCAACGACAAGUUGACAAAAUAUCGUGAACUCUGAGGCGAGAUGGUGGAGCUCGGGCCCAUAGGAGCGAUAUUAUACGCACGACCAAACAACGUGCUUGAUGUCUUGAUAACCCUGGCCACGAAUGUAUAGAGUGUGAAUCGAAUAGUGAUUGGAUAUCUGCUUCCGCGAGUACUUAAGUAUGUAGUUUCUUACGCUCCUUGGCCCAGUAUUUUUCUCGGCUCACCAUAUGCCGUUCCUUGUCCUAACGUGUAGCCGCUGCAAACAUUCGAUUUGUAGCCUAGUUUUUUCGUCUGUCUCUCUUUGACACUCGCAGACUAACAGACAUAACACUCGAAAAUAAUGUUUUGCCCACUUUAACGGUCAUCUGGAAUAUAUUUGUAGUUGGCACUGCGGCCGCUUUUGAAAUUAUGGCGCCACUGACAUAUGAACAAGUAUAUGGGGGAUAGACCACUAGUGAAAAAUUGUUCCCAAGCCUGAGGGGUAAGCCACCAGCAAAUAAUUGUUUGGAACCGUGAAUAAAAGAUGGAGUUAGUGUUCUGGGUAAAUUGACGGAUCGAUAAUUUUUAAAGGAAAUUCCUUCAUAGUGUUGUUUCUGUUAGCCUGUGACUCAAUUUCGAACCCAUAAUGACGUUGAUUUCCACGUGUAUUACUUAACAACUCUGUGGCAAUAACAUCAUAACAAGGAACAACGAGAGAUAUAAUUGAGAAAUGUUUUUGUUCUGUUCGCUAUGAUCGGGUACUGACGGGAUUCUCUCAGGAGGCCACGAUUUUGCUGGACAAUUUUAUACGAAUCUUAUACACCAGUGGUCAGAGCCGGUGUCCGGUCUUUGGAAUCGGAGAAAUGUUGACCAUCUAUUGAAAUCUGGUCGGUUUGAGAGCAUAUUUUGCUCAAACUGUAAUAAUUUACACCGGCCUUUCUGCCCCUUUUAUGGCUAUACCACGCUGUAGAAAACUGCUGAAAUGAAGAAAUUUGGUGUCAGCGGUAGUUUGUACAGUUGUUUCGAUCCUAGCACAGAGAGAUAAUAGAUGUCAUUGGAGAUUGUCAGGUCAGGUCACUUUCACGUCUACGUCAGGGAAGCUUCCUCGGACCGUUGAAGUUUCCUUGUUUACUUCAAUGGCUUGUAUUUAGUGCUGAAGACUCUUCACCAGUCUUUCACGGAUAAUCCCAAAAUAUUUCAUCUUGUCGAAAACACCGUCUUUCUAAGUUACGCUCUUGAGAUGUAUCAUAAUUUACCAGGUCCUAAAAGUUUCUGCGCUCACUAGCGCCGCAUAGUGAGAGUAUUCUAAACUAAUCGUUGAGUCGUUCUCGACAUCUCAAGAAACUUUGUUAAAGAUAUCACCCUUCUAAACUGCCUUUAUGUUUAGAUGCAGAAAUUGAAAGAAAAAAUGCGUGCUCACUAGUGUCUCCAAGCGGGUUAAUCCAAAAUAAACAGCACUUGUCCCUCUGGACAACUUUAUCAAAAACAGCGUCAUCCUAAAUUAUCGGACUUUAGAAAUAUAUCUAUAAUGUUGAGAAAGUUGCAUUCUCAUUAGCGACGCCUAGUGGGAAAGCUCAGAACUAAUUUAUUCGCCUUAAGACAGAGCUCAACCUGUCUAUGAAUAUUGCCAAAGACACCACCCUUCCAAUUGAUCAUCAUCUCGAGAUACAGGAUAUGAAAAAUAAUGCUCACUAGCGCCAACUGGCGGGUACAUUCAACUUUAAUCUAUCCAUAAUCGAGUAGCCUUUGACCUCCUCAAGAACUUUGCCGAAAACACCAUCUUUCUAAGUUAUUAGACUUUUGAGAUAUAUCAUAAUCUACCAUAUGUUGAAAGCUUCUAGCGCCGCAUAGUGAGAGUAUUCCAAACUAAUCUGUUACCGUUGGGUACUCCUCGACCUCUCGAGCAACUUUGCUAAAGACAGUACUACUCUAUCUAAUCGCGAUGUUGAGAUAUAGAAUUAUUUUGACAUGUGUUGCUUAUUUGCAUUAGCACUAGCGCCGCCUAGUGGGGUAAUUUCGAGUUUUACUUUCUACCAUCCACCCAGUGAGCAAAUUUUCUGGCAGAGACCGCUCUGCUAGAUUUCUGUAAGUCUUGGUUUGGCAGCCCUGACAGAUUUCUGCGCGUAUUCUGUCGGGUUAGUUGAGCUAGGGCGAACUCGGUUUCGCUCGCGUUUUCUGGCAAAUUUUAACAGGAACUGAGCAAAACCCUGGCAUAACUCGGACAUAAACUGUGCAAAGAUCCUGGCAAUUCCUACCUGGUAGAAUUUAGCACGAAUCGAGCAAAACAUCUGACAAAGAUGUGGCAGGAAGCGUGCAGAGAUCUUGGCCGUACAUUCAGACCCUUCUUGUCAGGGCAGCCUAGGUGCUCCUACCAGAAUUUCGGAUUUUCGUUACAAAACAAAAAAAGGUAAACAAACAAAAUAAAUUAAUACAUUUACCGACUUUUAUUCUCCUCUGCUAUACUAUGCACUGCUGGAUCUCGUCGAUCCGCUGCUACUGUUGGCGGUUUCUUCCGACUGGCCGGGACUACAAUUGCUCCUUUGUUGGAAUCUCCCUAGCGACGUUGGCAACGAAUCGCCCGAUCGUUUACUCGCCGUAAACGAUCCCAGAAGUCACCGCAGUGCACUUCCCAGGGGGAGCCAUUGCCCUACCUGCUUCCCUCUCCUUGGCUGUUAACUGUAGAGGAGAGCAAGACUCAGGAUCUUUAACGAUUAGCCGGGGAAGCGAAAAAUCCUUGGCACUUAGCUGUCCCACUUCGGCGAUCUAUUGAGUGCUCGGACCACGGGCCGGCACUUUUCGAUAGGACUUUUCACUGUUCUAUCAUAGUUACGGUGGCGGGAAACUGUCCCGAAAAAAAACUAUUUUUUAGACGUCUAUUCUAAACCGUGGUCCGUCACUUACUUUCUCCUUUUUACGAUAGCCGCCUUCUGCACUCGACCAUGACAAAACAUCAUCGAUGAGCAGCAUAACCAGCGCACACGUAUUUUCGCAAGAGGAGAGCGGUAGCCUAGCUAAACCCCCUAUGCUCAUUAUACACAAAUAUUAAACAAAAAUUACUACACCUAUCUGCACAAACAAAACCGUUCACAAACGCGAAAGUGAACGAAAAUUUGUGAACGGUAUCGAACAGCAGUGAACAUAAAAUUAUGUAAACAAAUACACUCUACGGAGAGAGUACCCACAAAUAGGUACAUUUCCACCCAGUGCUAAAUUGUUACCCUGACGGGUUACAGAGGGAAGUGUAACACGACCGUAAGGUGACGUUUUUGACAUUGAAAAUGUCUUACUGCACUAUCUGGGGCAGGAUGUCAUUCUAAAAUCUAAAAUCAAACGAUGUCACGUUUUUGCGUCACUAUUUUGAACGCUAAUAACUUUGUUAUUUAUGAACGGAUUUCCGUCUGGUUAUCACCAAACAAUUCGGAAUUAGCUGAAAUUGUUUUAUUGCUAUAGUGUUUUUACAUUUCAAUAGCACACUAUUGAAAAACAAGCAAAUAUGAACAGAUCUCGGAAAACGUGAAAACUCCCAUACAUCAGUCAAUCUAUCCCCGUCAGAGCCGUCAAUAGGGAGCACCUUAGUCACUCAAACGAACACGAAAAGUUAUAAAUAAAUGUACCGCGUGCCUGUUUGAAUCAGUCGUUGCUCUUUUGAUAGACAAGUAACAUCGUGCCAUUAGCGUCUCGUACGACAGAUUUGAGCACCCAGCACACUACGCUUCUAUGAAUGACGUCAUCCUCGACUAUUUAAAAAAAUAUCAUUCCUCGAGCGAGUUCAUGCAUGCAUGUUGACAAUGCGCUGCGAUGAGUGCUGCAUUUGAUCACUGCUACACAAGUACUGCGGCGUCAGUCCAUUUAUUACUCUGAAGAUGAAAACAAGUGUGUUAUAUUCAAUACGUUGCUGAAUUGACAUCCAUUGUAAACAAUUGAGCAUCAAAUGUCGCGGAGUUAGUCUGUCACGUCGUAGUAACAGUCGCAUUACUUUGUUUUGUAAAAUCUGCAUUCGCAUACGCUGUUUCUUGGAUGCUAAGAAUAGAAUGGGGAGCUAUUAUGGUCUUGUAAACAGUUAUCUUUGAGUCAAAUAUGAGAAACCUAUUAAUCCUACAAAGAACGCCGGAUUGUAUAGUUCACGUGCUCAUUAAAACUUAGUUUUUCGUCCAAUGUGACCCCAAGAUAUUUGAAAGUUGCAACUAGUUCAGCUAUCUCUCCAUCUAUUUCAACUGUUGCAGUACUUUCAUUUAUCUGCCGCGUGGUUACAAUCAUAUAUUUGGCCUUGGAAAUGUUCAGUUUGAGUUUUUUCCACUUUAACCAAUCACUAAACUUCGUCAGCUCAAGGUUCAUGAUGCACUCGUCGAAACUAUUACCGAUGAUAAACAAAACUGUGUCAUCGGCAAACAGGUUUAUUUCCGCAUUUUACAAAAAUUUUCUCAUGUCGUUAAUGUAUAGGAUAAACAGAAGUGGUCCUAGUACACUACUCUGUGGAACACCAAGGUUAACUUCGGCUUCCGAUGAUGUAGCGCGGUUAUACCUUGUAACUUGCGUACGUCUUUCUAAGUAACGCUGUUUCACAUGAAUGAUUUUUCCGGAAUCCUGAUUGUUCACAGCAGUAUACUGGCACUAUCUACAUAGCCCAUCAAUUGCUCUUUAACGACCGUCUCUAAUACUUUCUCGUAGAUCGGUAGCAUGUUUAUUGGCCUGUGAUCCUCUGCUCGUGACGCAUUUGGCACUUUUGGAACUGGAAUUACGACCGUCUUUUUCCACGCUUCCGGAAAAACACCUUGCCAGAGCGACUCAUUGACAACUGUUAACAGUUUAUCAGCAAUUAUGUCAAACGCAUCCACCAGCUCCCGUUUGGUAACAUUGUCCGUGCCCGAACAAUUUUUAAGGUCUGAGACAAGUUCUUCAAGUUAGAGCAUAUUGAUAGGCUUGAAAACACAGAAAACUGAUUUUUGGUUUUCUCGCUUUCCUUCACUAGUCGCCCUGUAGGUGGUGGAAUGGCUUCGUGAAUCUCUUCAACGCUUUUGAUAAAAAACUAAAUAAGUUUUUUUUCCGUAACUUCGUCAGAAUACACCUCGUUCGAACCAUCAAAAAUAAUCUUUGAAUUUUUCCCAUCUCCAGGUUUGAUAAGAGCUUUCAAACAUUUCCAGAGCCUUUUGGAGUCGCCAGCACAUUCAUUUAUUUCUUGCUGAACUGAUAGGUUUUUUGCUAAACUAAGUUCACGCACAUAGUUGUUGAGUAGGAUUUCAUGUUGCCAGCCAGCUCUCGGAACUUUUUGUUUCUUUAAAUAAUCUAUACGCACUAUCUCUUUGGGAUUUCAUCGAUGCCAAACAAGGUCCAAACCAUUUAUUUGGUCUGGAGGAAUUAUUUACACGAACUUCGGUUAAUUGAGCUACUGCAUUUGUCAAAGUGGAACCAAGAACUUGGGCUUUUCCCUCAACUGAUGCUAUAUCAUUCAAAAGCGUUCUGUCGCUUCUAAGAAUGCUUUGUUCUAAGAAUGCUUUUUUGUCUAGAGUACAUUUUCCAAGAUACAUGUGUGCUAUUGCGAUCUGGAAAGUACAACUUCGGAGAACCAGUAAAAGCUACUCCGAUUGUCUCAUGGUCAGUGAUUUUCCACUCUUCUAAAAUUUUAGCUUCGCACUCCAAAUCGCAAGUCAAUCACACUGCUACUCCUGAGGCAAACACUGGUAUGUUCCGAAACUUUUUGCUUCAUUCCUACGGCAUCUACUAUUGUUUUCAGUUCUCGAGAAUAACCACGUUCACCCCACUGGAUAUUUAAAUCUCCACCAGCGAUAUUUAUUUUCUCCUCCAAAAUAAUUUCCUGUAACCAUUCUUCAAACGCUUCCAGGAAAUCUCGGUGGCUUCCACUUGGUGAAUGGUAAACUCCUCCGUAGAUACCCGGAAAACUAGCAUGCUUAAUUUCUACUGCCAAAAACCAGUUAUCGACGACCGUUUUGUUGGAAAUUGUUUCGAAUUCUAGACAUUCAACUAUGUAUAUCAAAACUCCUCCAGUAUGCACCGAUCUGAAAAAAGCUCACCAAUUUAUAUCCUGAGAUAGAAAACUCAUCCAUAUCCGGGUUUGAGUCAAAUGGGUCUCUGUCAAUUCGACUAGCUUUGGUUUCACACGGCCAAUAAGAAGCUUUAGCUCAACAAAGUGUGCCCUCGAAUUGCGAUAAUCUUCAUCCAGUCCCAUUCACACGGUGUCCAGAAUCUCGAUGCUGAUUGUCGUCGUAUUCCGCCAGGUAAAUCUGGACGAGCAGAAUAAACUCGAUCGGAACCGCCGGGGUAGGCCCGAAUUGGAGCGUAAUGGGAAAAUACAGUCGUGAUUCGCUGGUUGGGCCACAGCCUCUGUCCUACAAACGAAUUUUAGCUUCUUUCUACGUUUCCUGGAGAUGUGAACAUCACGUCUGCACCAAAUGCGCGUAGAUUACGAACGUUAGAUUGAGAUUUACUAGGGAUGUCGCGGUUUGGACUCCGAAAUUCCAACUUUGCCCAUACCGACUUGUACUACCGGACAAUCCAUUCAAACGUUAGAAAAUUAUACAACCACCACUGCGUUGAAACGUUUCUUCUGGAAGUGGAGGCGACGAACAAUUUCGUAAAAAAACCUCUUUACGUGCCAACCAGAUGCUCUUCGGAGACUCCUGGCCCUGAAUGUAUUCCCGAAUGUUGUCGUUGCUCAUCCGUAAAUCCGUAACGACUUGCGAAGGCCAUUCUUUUUCGUUCGCUUCCCCUGGACGCUAUCUUUUUAGUCUCCCGAGCAACGUACUCCUGACGCUCAUGCUCCUGCAGGAGAACCAAUAUCCGGAACUUCCAUUGCGGAAAAUUCGACCCGUGGAACCGUUGCUCUUUGCACUCGCACAAUUUCGACUUCGCGCUCCUUUCUUUAUUUCCGGUAAUCACGCUCACUAAACCCACAAAAUAAUGGGAUUUAGGCAGGUAGUGAUAACGGAAAUACACUUUGCGCUAGUAGAUAUAACUUUAUUUUUGUUCACAACUUUUAAUGUUUGUUAUUAUAUACAAAUGAAAAACACGCGCCUACCAAACCGAUCGAAUUUGGGUGACAGCUCGAUUGCUAAGUGGGUUCGGUCACACUGGUCGAAACAACAGAGGUAAUACCAAUCUCAACAAACAAUUAGUCGAAAUUCAUUAACCAACAACAUAAAUUGUUGAUUUUUUCGUGAAUGAAUUUAGUAAGUUUCAUUGGUCAUACAAGCCAAAAAAGUGUUGCCAAUGUACUAAAAAACCCUUAUCCGUCAACAGCUUAUAUAGACAGUGGAGAAGCUUCCCCUGUGGUUGAAUCAAACGACAAGAGACAACCAACACACGCCCAACUAAUUGUAGUUUGCCAUGGAAUAAAAAAACUCGCAGAUUUCGUUCUGUCACAAAACGAACCAGAAACAGACUAUGAAAACGUGAAAAAUGUGCACACAUCCAAAAACGACAAAUUCAGGAACAAUCGAAACAAAUAAACCAGCUUAAAACAAAAACAAAUAAACAACUGACAGUACAAAACAAAAUGAUAACAAAUAAGAAAGAGUUUGGGGAUUCCUUUAGAAGACAAACUAAAACAUAUUUCGAUACAAAAUAUAUUGAUAGAAUACAAGCAAAAAUCUCGCCCCUAACUCAACACAGAAAAGUAGCGAAGUUCUUAGCUCAAAAGGUUGUAAUUAAUUGAAGAAGAAAAAACUGAAUCGGCAAGUGAAAACAGAACCUACACAACAACUACUUUUUCUGUUUGGGAACAACUAAAAGCAAGUACAACAAACCUAUAUCAUAUGUUAAAAAGAACGAAAAGAAAUUUAGUAACGAGUAGAGCUGAGCAAGGAAAAUAGAAAUCAAGACAAAAGCAAUAUUUUACUAAAACGACAACAAGUUCAUAACCAAACAAAAUGUAUAAGAAAAAGUGUAUUCGAACAUCGGUAGUAGUCGUGAGUAUGGGACAGAUGUAGCGAAAAUUUAUUUUAAACUGUACAGAGAAAAAACAAGCACUAAACAAAAAAAGCAGGCAAAAAUGGAAACCACUUUAGAAUUACACAUUUAAAUUAAACUAUGCAUAAAAAAGAAAGAUGUAAUAAAUAUCCCCAGAUGUGUGCCUUUUUCUAUAACAUAUACACAGAGAAAGUAAACAAAACGGCAAACUUGUACAUAGCAGCAACAACAACAACAAAAACA